CGUUAAGAGCGUGUUUGUUGUUUUGGGUAAGCCAGAAACAGGUUUUGUGACUUCCCUUGAGAUUUACAUAGAAAGCUGGCACAUAUUUGCAAAAGCCCCAAGAAAGCUUAUGUAGUUAGUGGAUAUCCCAGCAUUUAGGGUGACGCCUCAUUUUGAAUAAAGGGGGCUGUUUGAAAGUCAAAGCAAUGACACCGUCUCUAAAAACUGAAUUGGUUUUGAAAACUCUGCCAGUUUUCCUGAUUCUAUGCUUUCUUCAAGUCGGCACAAAUGUCUCAAUAGGAAACUACAGUGAACAGUAGUUUUGAUCCCCCUGACAAAAAGAACAAACUGCUUUUGAGAACACGCAAGACAACGCUGUAGUUUGGUCCUGCUGACAUGGGGCAAAUAAAGACCAGACUCAGCAUGUUCAAGGACUCCUUAAGGAAACCAAAGGACAGCCCCACAGAUAUCACACCCAUUUUCAGUGACAGCGUGCAGCUAGCUUCAGCCAGGACUCAGGAGUACCUCCUGUUCCAGGAUCCUGAGAACAAGUUCUGGCCCACUGGCUGUGCCCUGAAUGAGAUCUUCCUGAUGACCUACAUCACCCAAAGUGUGCAGUUGCGGAUGCCCGACACCUUCAUCUGCACUGCCAUGACCAGGGAGCAGAGGGUUCUGCUGGGCGCCGACUGGGUGUGGGCAGUGGUGGAGGCCUCCACCAGGAACCCGCUGGUCCAGGUGGCCGUGCAGGUGCUCCACAUGCAGGGCCGGGAGAGCGAGGAUGCCAGCAACAUCGCCGAGGCCGUGAGACUGACCUGCUCCCAGUCGGCGAGCAAGACCAAGCUUGAGAACAUGAUCGACUUCUGCGCCUCCAUUGGCCAGGACUGCUACGCCCUCUUCCUUUUCUUCGGCCGUAGCGGGGACCCAGGGAAUAUCUACGGGGUGCUGAGCAACAAUUUUCGUGCCUUGUGCACCAGGGGCUCAAAACUCAACCAGGCCUUCAUUGAGGGCUUCUUUAAGGGGACACGUUAUGUCUCUACACCGGCUGCUAUGAUACAAACUGUCACCCAGAGGCAGCAGGAUGGUCCUCUGACCAUGCUCAUUAAGUUCUCUUGA
Molecule: messenger RNA, 1092 nt
Organism: Anguilla anguilla (European eel)
Lineage: Eukaryota; Metazoa; Chordata; Actinopteri; Anguilliformes; Anguillidae
Product: rab15 effector protein-like
Exons: 2
Coding region: 376-1092 (238 amino acids)
Biological process (GO): receptor recycling
Source: RefSeq, a predicted model, not a curated record